AGAAUGCUCAAGAGGCGAGGCUGUGCUUCUCCAACGUUUAAAUUUGGCGAAGGUGUGUCAGUUUGCUCCACACUAGUAAGAUGGAGACAAGUAACAGAUUGUUUUUUCUGUUUUGCUUGUUAUGCCUCAUGUGUGUCUCCGUUAGAGGACAUGGGCACAGUAGAACCCGCUUUGGAAGAAAGGCCUUUCCUUCAGACUUCAUUUUUGGGGUUGGAUCUGCUGCUUAUCAGUAUGAGGGAGCAGUUCGAGAGGAUGGAAGAGGACCCAGUAUUUGGGAUACGUUUACGCACACUCCAGGAAAAAUUGUUGAUGGGAGCAAUGGCGACGUUGCUGAUGAUCAAUACCACCGUUACAAGGAGGACGUCAAACUUCUGGUUGAUAUGGGAGUUGACUCUCAUCGAUUUUCAAUUUCCUGGACUCGAAUCUUUCCAAAGGGCAGAGGAAUGAUAAAUGAAAAGGGAAUAACCUAUUACAACAAUCUCAUCGACGAACUUCUUAAGCAUGGUAUUAAGCCAUUUGUCACGAUAUUUCAUUGGGAUCUUCCACAACCUUUCCAAGAUGAGUAUGGAGGUUUUCUAAGCGACAAGAUUGUCCCAGAUUUUACAGCGUAUGCAAACACAUGCUUUGAGAGAUUUGGCGACCGGGUGAAGAAUUGGGUAACAAUAAACGAGCUCUUUAGCAUCAGUGUAAAUGGAUAUGAUAAUGGAAUUCAUGCGCCUGGUCGCUGCUCCAAGACUGUGGGAAAUUGUACUGCUGGAAAUUCAGCUACAGAGCCCUAUAUAGUAGGACACAAUUUGCUUCUUUCACACGCUUCAGCUGUUAAAUUAUACAGACACAAAUAUCAGAAAAAGCAGAAAGGGUCAAUAGGCAUCUCGCACUUUACUCACUGGUUUGUUCCUUACACUCUCUCUCUGAACGACCAGAAGGCGACUCAACGGAUUCUUGAUUUCUUCUUUGGCUGGUUUAUGGAUCCCCUGGUAUAUGGUGAAUAUCCAGCUACAAUGAGAGCUCUAGUGGGCAAUCGCCUGCCUCGCUUCACCAAAAAACAAUCUCGAUUAGUGAAGGGGUCAUAUGAUUACAUAGGCGUUAAUUACUAUACAGCCAUGUAUGCUUUAAAUGACAACUCUACUCCAGAUCCCAUGCACACCAGUUUUAUGGCGGAUUCCCGAGUGAACUUAACCUAUUCUAAAAAUGGAGUUCUCAUUGGACCCCAGGGAGGAUCAGAUUGGCUGCAUGUGUAUCCACGAGGGAUCAGAGCACUGUUGAACUACAUUAGGACUCAUUACAAUAAUCUUCCUGUUUAUAUCACAGAGAAUGGUACUAAUGAAGUAAACAAUUCAAGCAUGCCCUUGAAGGAAUCCCUGAAUGAUACCUGGCGUGUUAGCCACGUCUCCCAACAUCUCCUUAACGUUCUUCUUGCAGUAAGGGAUGGAUGUAAUGUGCGAGGUUAUUUUGGUUGGACUUUUAUGGACGACUUUGAAUGGGAUGUUGGAUAUACAGUCAGAUAUGGUUUUUAUUUUGUGGACCGCACUCAUAACGUCACUAGAUACCCCAAAGCAUCUGCUUUGUGGUUGAAAAAUUUUCUCCACAACUAGUUCAUCUUUCCUAUUAUAAGAUAUUUAUUAAGAUUAUUCAGAUUAAUAAUACUGAAAUAAUAGACUUGAAAUUUUAAAUUAAUGUAAUUGGUUGUGAAUUUUUAUUCCC
Cryptomeria japonica (Japanese cedar) is the source of this 1704-nucleotide messenger RNA. Its product is annotated as beta-glucosidase 24. The record is from RefSeq and is a predicted model, not a curated record. Lineage: Eukaryota; Viridiplantae; Streptophyta; Pinopsida; Cupressales; Cupressaceae. Gene Ontology annotation, molecular function: beta-glucosidase activity. The transcript has 13 exons. Bases 81 to 1595 code for a protein of 504 amino acids. Gene Ontology annotation, biological process: carbohydrate metabolic process.